Folsomia candida is the source of this 3041-nucleotide messenger RNA. RefSeq lists its product as uncharacterized. The transcript has 8 exons. NCBI's taxonomy places the organism in Eukaryota, Metazoa, Arthropoda, Collembola, Entomobryomorpha, Isotomidae. Bases 907 to 3003 code for a protein of 698 amino acids. The record is from RefSeq and is a predicted model, not a curated record.
UGCAAGCUGGAUUCCCCCAAAUAAUGCAAUCCGAAAUCCGAUCCGAAAUCCGAUGGAAAGCCUCGGAUUGAUCCGAUCGGAUUUUUGAACCAAUCCGAUCCGACCGGAUCGGCUUCGGAUCGGAAAAAACCUUAAUCCGAUCCGACAUAAUCCGACGGAUUAGGAUCGGAUCGGAUUACCCAUUCCUAGUUGAGAGCACUGAUUUAUACAACCAAAUAAAAUAUUUUAAACGACUCCAUGCGCUUCGUGCUAAUGCCCAAGAACAAGGAGAGAAGUUUGCCAAAUAUGGGCGAAAGGAAUUUAAAUGGUCCAAGUUGCAGUAAAAAGAAAUGCCUUCUGCUCAAAUUGCAACAUUUUAUGGACAAGUUUGGCUCAAAAAACCAAGACUUUUGUGUCCAGAAAGUGAAGUUGAAGGAACUUGUCAGGAGUAAGUAUGCACGAGGAAGGAGAAUCCAUAACUUGGAAAAUAGGACGUUCAUAUCCAGCCAGCCAGGUAUCUACGUACGUACUUAUCUACGUGCAUAUUAUGUCCAGGCUGUGUUUGGAAGUGCAAUUAUUCCGGUAGAGUCAACAUCUCGGAGAAGUGAGCCCACUUUAACCAAAUAUUUUCACUUUUCUAAAUAAAUGCCAGGUGUCAUAUAUUACGAAACCGGGCAUGGAUGUAUGUCCUCAUUACGACAUAAAUGCUAAACGGGAGGGAAAACUACCAGCCUAUGUACCAUACGUAUGCAUAUGCAUAUGUACCGUAAUGAUUAGGGUGGUGUGCUAAGGUAAACAAAAACGUCUCAGGACUUGGGGAAAGCUGCCAAUUAAAGUCCAUACAUAUGGAAUUGUGUAACUCGAUUGGAAAGUAAGCUGCAGGUCUUUAGUGUAAUUUUAGGACCGCUUCUGACCGGUUGGGUAGAAAUGAGAGGUCACCUCAUCGUCCUCAUGAAAGCUGAGAUCAUGAUGAUACCCACUUGGAUUUUGUUUUACUGUCAACAAUGCAACAGUGGCACGGACAACAUAAUUGACUCGAGAGUUCUCAACAGGGACGUGAUUUCUACCCAAUAUUCCCAAGAUUUUCACACCGGUCUCCCAUUAUCGUGCAAUAAUUUCGCAAUCAUUCCCAACAUUACGAGCGUCUUAAGAACAGCUCCAGACACGGGAAGAGGUCUUAUCAUUCCGCAAGAUCGCUUCAUUUUUAUCAGCGUGGCGAACGACCAGCAAUUCCACGAUGCGAUGAUUUCUAUAGACAUUUAUUCCCACCACGUGUCUAAAUGGAAGCCGACCUACAUUCUACAAAUGUCACCCGAAGAGUUCCCACCUGACACCAUUCCACAAAAGCUGGCCUCGUCCUCUCAAAGGUUAACAUGGAUUGAUCUCGCUUCCCGAAUUUUUCUACAAUUUGGGGAGACUGAGAUGUACGAGCUUUAUUUUAUAAAGGGUGCACUUUUCUUUAAAAUGGUGACUGACACCUUCUCCCUCUCGCCCUAUGGGUUGGCCUUUGGUGAAAGCGAGCUUUUCAGGAGGAAGAACUUUGAGGGGGUAUUAAUCAACGGGGUGACACAGGAUGACAAGGAGCUCUUCCUCAUCGCCACCUUUGAGAACGUCAGCAUCCCCAAGUUCGAGAGUGGUUUGUCAGUCUCAUACUUUGAACUGAUGGCUUGGGGUCUCAACUUUUCAGUCGGGGCUGUUCGAGGAACAGGCUGGAUUCGCCGCGCCGAGGACGGUUCUUUACUUGGCAUGGCGCAGCAACUCAUCAGCGGCGAGGCAGACAUACUCAUCGCCCACUCCGAACUGCUUCCUUACCGUCUCCGAGGCCUCAAGUUUUUGCACCCCUACUACCGCGGAAGCGUCAGAGCGUUCUUUAAGCAGCCCGGAUUGAGUAAAAUCCGCAACAUUUUCUUCAACCCUCUCCAACCAUCCGUUUGGGGAUGUCUAUUUCUGCUCUGGCUCCUGCUCGUGGCCUGCUUAAGGGUCACUUCUACCCUCAAGAGCAAACUUCUGGGGAGACCAGGGGGUAAAAAUGGGAGAAAGAGCUCAGACCUCGACUUGGUCGCCUCUUCCGUCCAUGAUAACAACGAAAAUGGGGACUUUAACGCCACGAGACUUCAAAUGGACAAUCUGUUGGCGAGAGACGCCUUCCUCUGGGCAAUCUCGACAGCUUGCGGGCAUGGUUGGCACAUUCUCCCACACUCGGGUUCCAUGAAAUUAAUCAUGCUCUCGGGCCUAACGACAUACAUCUUUUCCUACACCGCCUACUCCGCCGCCAUCGUCACCUCGCUCUCCGUCUUUCUCGUGCCCAUUAAAAACUGGGCUGAUCUGAGCGGCUGGAGUGGGUACACGUUGUAUGGCGACGUGCUCCUCCAGUACAGCGAACAGUUUGCUAACAAAAGUGGCUCAGAUAGUAAAAAGUCGACCAACAAAGGGCUCAUGAAUGUGACGGACGCCCUACUUCGGUUCCAACGGAAUGAACCCAUCGCCCUUAUCUCGGUUUAUGAUCAGUUCUACCAAAUUGCGGGCAGAGCCAAUUACUCGCAUGAUUUUCUGUGUCGUUCCGUCGCAAAGGUCACUGUGGACGGGCAUGUGGUCAAGGGAGGCAUGAUCGUGAGGCAGGACUCCCCGUUCAACAAAUACUUUAACUUCAUCACAAUUAUGAUACAAGAACGGGGUCUGGAUGCCCGACUUUCUCGCCACUAUACGAACCAAUGGAGUCCGGGAUGCUUGGUGCAGGGGACUCAACGCGUGGACAAGCACAUUUUAGAGAUUAACGACGUUUUCACAGCUUUUGCCAUCUUGUUGGCAGGCUUUCUCGCGAGUGGAUGUCUAGUUCUGGUGGAGCGAGGGUCAGCAUCAGGUAGCCGGGGUCGAAAUUACAAGCCCUCUUUACAUGCAAAUUACAGAAAAUCUACUUUACGACGAAUGUGGGGCUGGGGAAUUGUAAUGUGGCGAAAUCUGAGGAGAAUGAUGCGAAUAAAGAGUGACCACCAGAUUGUGACCCCACCAAAAUCAAAGCUAUAAUGAUGAUUGCAAUAAAAUCACAAAAUACACAAAAUGUC